Messenger RNA from Dromaius novaehollandiae (emu), 4190 nucleotides. It is a transcript of the gene ST6GAL1, whose product is annotated as ST6 beta-galactoside alpha-2,6-sialyltransferase 1. Gene Ontology annotation, molecular function: beta-galactoside alpha-2,6-sialyltransferase activity. The record is from RefSeq and is a predicted model, not a curated record. Lineage: Eukaryota; Metazoa; Chordata; Aves; Casuariiformes; Dromaiidae. The coding region runs from base 478 to 1725 and encodes 415 amino acids. Gene Ontology annotation, biological process: sialylation. The transcript is spliced from 9 exons. Gene Ontology annotation, cellular component: Golgi apparatus.
AGCUUGUGCCGGGCUGGAGCAAUAGCGUCUUCUGCUUCCCAGCGCUCGCAGAUGAACUUCCUCCGGCUCAAGGGAUUUCUGCUUGGCUCCCGUUUUCUGCGUGUCACCACCCUGUCGCCCUGGCCUGAACCACAGCUGAGAAGACUCUGCGGUGCAGACGUGACCGCAAGCUGACACGGCAGAUAUUUCAUCUCCUCUGAUCUCAGAGCGCCUUUGGGAAGACUUUGCUGCAGCAAACCGAAGAGCUGGAAGAGGAAGAGCGAGGUCUGCGUGCAGGAUGCUGUCGCCUGCCGUCAGGUGUUUCUUGAACUCUUCAGUAAGUCUCCGAUCUGUCAUGUUUUGGAAUAUCCUGCUUUAACCCUUGGAAGAAAAUUUGCUAACAGCCAAAAAUGACUUGAGCUGGAAAACUGCUGCUUUGUCCAACAGGACCAGCUUUGUGCCCUGUGUUAAUUGUCCCGUUUGGAUGCACCGUACACUAUGGUUCACAUCAAUGUGUUGAAAAAAAUUAUGUGUAUUCUUGUGGUGCUGCUGGUCGCUCUGACAGUUUGCCUGUGGAGAGAGACGAGAAGAAGCUACUAUGUUCCCUUGAAGACUGAGAGUGAUGAUUUGCAGGUUCACAGGACUUUGGGAAAAUGGAACGCAGUUAAAUCACAGGGCUUUUCCCAUGAAGCAGGCAGUGAAAUGGGUCAGGUACCCAAAGCUUUGCUCAGUAACCAGAAUAAAGUAAAAGACGGCGCCUCUGUGUCAGUGGAAAAGUCCAAGAAAGCAGCAGACUCUGUGAAGGUGUGGGAUAAGGACAGUUCAUCCAAGAAUCUCAUACCCAGGCUGCAGAAGGUCAGAAAGAACUAUUUGUCCAUGAACAAGUACAACGUGACUUACAGAGGGAAGAGGAACUCUGCUAAACUCAGCCCAGAGAAGCUGCUGUGCCAGCUACGGGACAGGGUGAACAUGACGAUGAUACAGGGAUCAGAUGGUCCGUUUAAUACCUCUGCAUGGCAGCAGUACCUACCAAGGAAAAGCCUCAAUGAAACAGUGGGCCGCCUGGGACGUUGUGCUGUUGUGUCCUCAGCAGGGUCUCUGAAAUCAUCUCGUUUGGGACCAGAAAUAGACAGUCAUGAUGCCGUCUUACGGUUUAAUGGGGCUCCUACCAAGGGAUUUCGAGAAGAUGUGGGGGAAAAGACAACGGUUCGUCUUGUUAACUCCCAGCUGGUAACAGUGGAGGAGCAGCAGUUCCUGACAGACGAGCUAUAUAACACUGGAAUCUUAAUUGUCUGGGAUCCGGCACCGUAUCACGCAGCUAUUCAUGAGUGGUACAGAAAACCAGACUACAAAUUCUUUGAAAACUACAAGCUGUAUCGGAGUAAACAUCCAGAGCAGCCCUUUUACAUCCUGAAUCCAAAAAUGCAGUGGCAACUCUGGGACAUUCUGCAGGAGAAUUCGCUGGAGCAUAUUCAGCCUAAUCCACCUUCUUCGGGAAUGCUUGGCAUUGUGAUCAUGAUGACUCUCUGUGACGAAGUGCACGUGUAUGAAUUUCUCCCCUCCAAGCGGCAGACGGACGUUUGCCACUACUACCAGAAGUUCCACGACCGUGCCUGCACCAUGGGGGCUUACCACCCCCUGUUGUUCGAGAAAAACUUGGUGAAGCAUAUAAACCAGGGGACUGACGAGGACAUCUAUAUUCGUGGGAAAGUAACUUUGCCCGGCUUCCGAAAUGUACAUUGUUAGCAGAUCAGUCUGUGUUGUGUUUAGCCAUUUUCCUUGACUUUUCUUGACUGUCGAAGCACUUUUUAAAUCAGGGUUGUCAAAUUUGUUAGGUCUAAACACUGGGGUGUUUUGACAGCUCUUCUGUAUUGCAACACCUGCUCUUAGGACUUCUGUUGCAUACCGUCUUUGAACUUUAAGGCCCUGUAACGCGUUGCGGUACGUCCAUUUGGUAUGUGUGUGAGCCACCGCAAUAGGCUCACUCCUCGUGGAGCCAGGCUCACGCUGCAGAUGGGUGUCACCAUCUCAACUGAUGAGGGUGAGCAGGAAACACAAGAGAUGCUUUCUAAGCAGAGGUCGCCCAAGUCUGGAUCAAAUGCUGAUACAAGUCAGGCUGAUUCAAAGGGAUUGUGACAGCUGACAACCUGGUCCAUUUAAGGACAAGAAGUUUAAAAACUUGAUCCUCUAGCCCUGGAGCUCUUUGGAGCAGGGGCAACUUAUGGAAACACUGUCUAGGCUGGGUACUGAUAAGCUAAACUCUUAGUCUAAAAUACUUGAUUUUAUAAACAGUUAGAGCAACUGUGGCAACUUCCUUUCAGAUUUUAAGAAAUUCCAAAAUCAUGCCGGUAGCUUUAGUAAAUGAAGGGGAAGGCAAUUCAGUGAUUCAUGCAAGAUAUUUUUAAACUUUUUACUUUUUUUUAAAAACCAUUUGAAAUAAAUUUAUGCAAACAUUCACUUCUCCAGUACAGUGUUCUGCUUGGUGCAGAAGAAGGCUUAUUUCUGAAAUACUUUUGGGGAAGAUGUUCCCCAAAUGGGAACAUCUGUUUUGUGCCCAAAAGGCACAAAUGGGAGCCUAAAGCACAUUGGUACCUCACUGCAGUUGUACAUGGCCUCUCCCAUGACACCAUGGUGGAAGCAGCCCCUCCAUGGGCUCUGUGCAUGUGUGAGGAGCACACGCAUCCUCACCUGUCCUGCUCCGUACUGCUGCAUUUCGUGAUGCCUGUAAAAAGCUCUUUCUUCUGUUUUGAAUAAAUCCUGUGAAGUCACUGGCCCAAUCUUGCCUUGCUGAAACUGGUGUAUUAUAGCUACUGCUUGGACCUGGGAGGUGCACAGCAGGCUCAUGCCUGAGCAGGCAGAGUUGGGGCUGCUUACGUGCCCGUUUCUGUAAGAGGCAGCAGCUCUUUGCCCCCUUCAUGGUGGGAGUGCAGCUCUCCUGCUUGUUUCCCCUGGCGGGCAGCAACCACAUUUCAAACAGAGCAAGCUGUAAGGCUGGCUUUGCGCACGCUCGCAUCUCAGCUACGUGGUGGGGUAGUGCUGCGGCGAGCACGACCUGUCCAACGGGAGGCUAGGAGUCCUGGCUGGAUCCAGUAGGUGAUCCAUUUGUACUCUUUUUAGAGGGUUUUUUUACAGGAAGUAUGACAGAGCUUAAAAUAGACCAGUGUUAGCCCUUCUUUAUUUUGUUUGCUGGCUGCAUAGAUACAGAUCUAGUAUAAACUGCAAGUGGAGACAAGUGUGGUAUUUAGAAGAGCCAAGUUUAAGUUAGUGGGCAAUAACAGGCUGUAACGAAAGCCUUGUGCCUCCUGAAGCAUCUCCUGAAAUGGCUCCAGGACGCGAGCAGCUUUCUCUCCAUGUAUAACGCUGCGAUUCCCAGGUAGCAUCUGAAGUGCCAAGUCCUUGAAAAGAUGUUUCACAAUGUUGUGGGGAGGAUGUGGGGAAAGGCUGGCAGGGCUGGAGACGUGGGGAGUGAGGGGAUGGUGUCAUUUCUUGAGGUAGUGGAAGCCCAUUAAAGAUUAUUAAAGCCUGUUGAUGGUUGUUGUUCUGCUCCUGAGCGUUUCGCAGAAAUAUUCUGCAGAAAUACUCCUCCAUAGCCAUGACUUCAUUUGUUUUCCUUCUCCCUGAGGACAAGUGGAGUCUGUAGCACUAGCAGAAGCUAUGGUCUGCAAAGUACUGAGAGGGAAGGGGAGAGGAAAGGGAAUGAAAGGGAAAAACUGAAAGGGGAUAGGAACUGGGACACUGCAACAUCACCGCUGAAUUGUCCUGACUUCAGUUUUAAACUUGACAUUAUCCAGUAGUCUACGUAUUUCCACAGCUCUGCUUACUAAUCCACAGAAAGUAUAUUUCAGUAAGACAGGUCAGUGGGGAAACAUUGUCAAGACAUCUCCUCUCCAAGUGUGGACUCUUGGGAACCCAUAGCUGUCCUUGCUUGCACUUCUGAAAACCUCGCAGAUGCAGAUUUUAAAAGAUAGUUUGAAAGAUCUAAAAUUCUAAAAAUAGACAUGAUUUCUGGAUAAAAUCUCAACCUUUGAGGCUUUUAAUAAUUAAAUGGUGGGGGGUUUCUUAAGACAAGUCAGUAGAAACUGUAUUGUGAUGUUAAGAUGUUAGAAGUUGAAAGGAUUUUUCCCUCUUAAUAAAUAUACCCAUCUUACAAAAAGACUGUAGUCUUCAAUGUACUAACAUGCAAUAAAGAGCAGUGAUUAUUCUGGAUCUAA